Penicillium malachiteum is the source of this 234-nucleotide messenger RNA. Its product is annotated as copper metallochaperone COX17. The record is from RefSeq and is a predicted model, not a curated record. Bases 1 to 234 code for a protein of 77 amino acids. Gene Ontology annotation, molecular function: copper ion binding; copper chaperone activity. Gene Ontology annotation, cellular component: mitochondrial intermembrane space. Lineage: Eukaryota; Fungi; Ascomycota; Eurotiomycetes; Eurotiales; Aspergillaceae. The transcript has 3 exons. Gene Ontology annotation, biological process: mitochondrial respiratory chain complex IV assembly.
AUGUCGUGGCUCUUCGGUUCCUCUAGCGAAAAGAGCACUCCUGCCCCGGCCGAGACUCAGGCCCAGAAGCCCGCUGAUUCCGAGAAGCCUAAGCCCUGCUGCGUUUGCAAGACCGAAAAGACCGCCCGUGAUGACUGCAUGCUAUUCUCCAAGUCUGAUGAUCCCGCAAAGGAGUGCCAGUCCACGAUCGACCAGUACAAGAGCUGCAUGGCUGGCUUCGGGUUCAAGGUCUAG